GGGCCCAGUGUGCAAUGGCUGCAAACAGCAGCUUCCUUGGUGGUGUAUGCAGCCUGUUUCCUAUAUAGGUUGCUCUAAGGGACCUUGAUAAUAGGCCUUUCAGAUGUAUGUUCAUGUCUCUGACCUUGCACUACCCCAAUGUAGGCUUCAAACAGGCAUGCGAGGUGCCUUUGGAAAGCCCCAGGGCACUGUGGCCAGGGGUCACAUUGGCCAAGUUACCAUGUCCGUCCGCACCAAGCUGCAGAACAAGGAGCAUGUGAUUGAGGCCCUGCACAGGGCCAAGUUCAAGUUCUCUGGCUGCCAGACGAUCCACUUCUCAAAGAAAUGGGGCUUCACCAAGUUCAAUGUCGAUGAAUUUGAAGACACGGUGGCUGAGAAGUGGCUCAUCCCAGAUGGCUGUGGGGUCAAGUACAUCCCCAGUCGUGGCCCUGUGGACAAGUGCCAGGCCCUGCACUCAUGAGGGCUUUCACUGUGCUUCCCCUCUUAAUACUCACCAAUAAAUUCUACUUCCUCUCCAAAAAAAAAAAAAAAGAAAGAAAGAAAGAAAGUCAUUACCUGUCAUUUGUUGGCUAUACUUGGAAAGAAAUCUCACAGGCAUACUAAAGAGAGUGCAGAUGAGUUUUCCCUUCUGCUGGUGGCAACUCUUCUUACCAUAUUCUUUUAGGUGUGUAGCGUCAAUCACUCUGCUCCAUCCUGGAUUCAUCAGACAAUCGAGAAAACUCAUUAGUUUAGAUGACCAAUCUUUACUAAAUCUUUAUUUAGUAAAAGGCAAAAAGUGAAGCACAAGGAAGCCAAGUCCAAACUAAAUUUGCCAAUUUAAUUUUCCUUUUAACCAAUUUACUCGGUUAAUAGGAAAAUCUGUGGCCAUUUGUACUCCAGUUGUCUUCUUGUGAGAAAAUGAUAGUGUUUGGUUAUGAAUCUAAAUUAGUCAAAUUAUAAUCUAAACUGUCUUAAAAUAUGUUCAUUAUAUUGCAAGUAUGAUGUUUCAAAAUAUAGAUAUUUACUAUUCAGAAUACAGAUGACUACAUUUUUCAAAAGCUGGAAUUUCACACUAUGUAGAAAAUUCUUGUUUUAGUGUUUUUAUUCACUUAUAGUUUGUGAAUAGAAGACUUUGCCAUAGAAUUUUGAAACUUAGGAGUUUACUUACUAGGGGAAAAAAAAAAACCUCCUUUUCAGUCUUCAGUCAUUUGGCUUAACAGUCACAGAUUUUAAUUUUUAAAUCCUUUAUAUGAAAGCAUUUUUAAAACCAAGGGCUAGUUUUUUUGUUUUGAAUAAAUAGGGGGCCAUUGGGAGGGGGAUUUCACGUUAAUUUAUACCAUCAGUACAAAACUUGUAAAAUUCAUUGCUUUGUGGAAUUCACUUUAUCUUUCUACAUUCUCAGAGGCAGUUUUGGGGAGCCAGAAUUACAGAAUUAAUCUAGCUAAAAAUGCUCUUUAACAGCUUGGUUUGCAGUCUGUUUGUGCUCUUGUCCUUUGUGUUGAUUUGGUAAUUCUGUACAGAUUAAGAUGUGUUAAUGGAUUAUUUAUCUUAUUUGUUGUGAAAAUAACGACUCUCUUUUUUUACAUUUUAUGGUAGAAUGAACAUUUAUUCUUGAUUAUAAUUUAUUGAAUAAUAAAUACUUAUCAUUUACAAUUAAGCAGAAGUUAAAAUGUGGUAACUGUUGAAAAUUGAAAAUUAGACAGCUAUCCCAUUUUAAAUUGAUGGGUGCAAAGUGUGUUUCUUUC
Messenger RNA from Gorilla gorilla gorilla (western lowland gorilla), 1724 nucleotides. RefSeq names its product large ribosomal subunit protein uL16-like. Gene Ontology annotation, biological process: translation. Gene Ontology annotation, molecular function: structural constituent of ribosome. Gene Ontology annotation, cellular component: ribosome. The coding region runs from base 104 to 460 and encodes 118 amino acids. The record is from RefSeq and is a predicted model, not a curated record. The transcript has a single exon. Lineage: Eukaryota; Metazoa; Chordata; Mammalia; Primates; Hominidae.